This is a messenger RNA of Microplitis mediator, 1134 nucleotides long. Its product is annotated as homeobox protein 6-like. NCBI's taxonomy places the organism in Eukaryota, Metazoa, Arthropoda, Insecta, Hymenoptera, Braconidae. Bases 245 to 1060 code for a protein of 271 amino acids. The record is from RefSeq and is a predicted model, not a curated record. The transcript has 4 exons.
UAAGUAUACGUAUAUACAUAUAUAUCGAGACAAUAGAAGGUAUUAGUCCUAGACUCUUUGGAACUCGUGCGUUACGCUAGUGUCGAAUAUCUAUAUAUCGUUAGCAGGUCUUGACUGGUCAAUUUUUCUUACAUGCAGUCAGUUCUUUGUUUCUAAGAGUCACUUGUGCGUGCAGCGUCUUUCAGUGUACAUCUUCGGUCUUUCUCUGAACUAUUGUGUAUUAAUUUUAAUUUUAUUAGUAAAAAUGUCAGAUGAUGUGAAAGAAUAUGCAGUAGUUGAGUUCGAGGAAUGGAUUAAUGAUAAAAAAGCGGUAGAAGUAGUUCCGAUUGGUUGGCUGACCGAGGACGAAACUGUGUGUUACUGGCCGCCAAAAAAUCAAGAAGAAAAUGUGCAAAAAUGGAUUGAGAUGAAAUACGCACCAGGUAAAACGUGGAUAAAGUAUCCUGUCAACGUCAUUAGCAAAGCUAGAAUCAAUAAUUACAACGAUCUCGCAAAAUAUCUGCAACGUGUUAUUCGUACUGAAAUGUACAGCGUAAAAAAAAACCUUAAUUACCAUAUCGGACAAAAAUUUCAGAAAGUUUUGGAAGUUGUUCAAUACUCAGCUGAUCCACCAGGAAAGCAUCAAGCGUGGAAGAACAUCGGCGAAGAUUUGCCUUUCGAUGAUGUUGAAAAAUUUAUAACCUUCGAUGAAUCAUUGAAAAACAAUGAGGAGAAAAAAAAAGCACUGAUUGAUAUCUUUCAAAUGGUCUCGGCCGGAUGCAACAAAUGCGAAGAUGAUGUCUAUAAGAUAAUGUGGAAAAUCAUCAAAAAAGAAGUACAAUUGCAGUACAGCGGGGCUGGUAAAUUAAUUAAAAGUCUCAGAAAAAAAAGUUUCAAAGAAACUGAGACUUUCAAUGCUUUGGAAAGAUUCUUGACGGCUAAAUAUCAUGCCUCUAAAGAAAAACCAAAAGUACUGACUGCGGUAAGUACUUUUUUAUCAGGGACAAAAGACAGAGACGGUGGUCGAUCUCAGCGAAAUAAAAAUAUACAAAUUUCGGAAGAAUUAAACGACGAUAAAUAAAACAUAAAAAUACAGAUCAUUACAAUUUAAAAAAUAAUAUAUAUUCAUGAUUAUUUUGCUUUAGUCUUCUAAUA